UUGUGUGUGAGCGAACUUCUUCCUAUAAGUUUACAGGACGAGGACGAAUCCAAGCAUUCCCAUUCCCGUGUGACCGCCGUGCUAGGUUUUCUUGCGCAGUCGCAGAUUUCCUCGAUCGAUCCGGCAUGGACCUCAAUGAGGCGGAGCUGCAUUUGCUGGAGCGGCCACUCUAUCUCACCCCGACCUGGGCCGUAUCGGUGGUUUGCACUGGAUUCGUCAUCGUCUCGCUCGGCGCGGAGCGAUCCAUCCAUUGUCUUGGCAAUUGGCUCAAGAGGACUAAACGAAAGCCUUUGCUUCAUGCCCUCGAAAAAAUAAGAGAUGAACUUAUGGUCCUGGGAUUUAUUUCUCUCGUUCUCACUGUCACACAGAACUACAUAUCGCAGUUCUGUGUGGAUUCCAGUUUCUACGACAGAAUGCCUACACCAUGCAAGCGAGAGUCGAGCAGCCACGAGAUGGAAGGCAGCAUUCACGCGGCGAUGCUCGGGAACCUCAAUCCCAGGCGACAACUGAAUUCUCGUUUCGGGAUCACUUGUGUGCACAAGGGGAAAGAACCAUUUGUGUCGUUUGAAAGCCUCGAGCAGCUUCACCGUUUUAUUUUUGUUUUGGGAGUGACUCAUGUAGUGUACAGCUGCUUAACUAUGCUGCUCGCUCUGAUGAAGAUAUAUAGCUGGAGUUCCUGGGAAAACGAAGCUCACGCCGAAAGCCAUGACAGUCUUAGUGGUAGAGUAUGUCCUGCUUUUCUUGACUAGUAACAGCGUUCUUCUUUUGUUUCAGAAAUAACGAAGACACUGACUCUCAGACGGCAAUCCACAUUUGUGCUUUAUCAUACUUCCAGCAGAUGGAGCAGAAACAAGCUGCUAGUGUGGAUCGUUUGUUUUCUUCGACAAUUUGGACAGUCGGUGACACGAGCCGACUAUUUGACUUUGCGCUUAGGCUUCAUAACUAAUCAUCACACGGGAACAUCGUAUGAUUUUCAUAGCUACAUGAUACGAACUGUAGAAGACGAAUUCAAAGAGAUUGUGGGCAUAAGCUUCCCCUUGUGGAUAUUUGUGAUUGUUUUUAUGCUAAUCAACGUACAUGGUGUAAACUUGUACUUCUGGUUUGCGUUUCUGCCAGUGAUUCUGGUAAUUCUUGUUGGAGCAAAGCUCCAGCACAUCAUUGCAACGCUUGCUCUGGAAAAUGCUGGUAUUCGCGGUCGUUACAUUGGCCAGGCAUUGAAGCCUCGGGACAAUCUAUUUUGGUUCAGUAAGCCGGAACUUCUACUCUUCCUUAUCCACUUCGUACUUUUCCAGAAUGCAUUUGAGCUUGCAACGUUUCUUUGGACUCUGUGGCAAUUUGGAUACGAGUCUUGUCUCAUGGCUGAUCAAGCGUAUAAGAAAUACAUCUACGUAUAUGCUCGCUUGAUUUCGGGGGUCUUUGCACAGUUCCUAUGUAGCUACAGCACCUUGCCCCUCUAUGCUCUCGUCACUCAGAUGGGUACAAACUACAAAAAGACAAUAUUCCAGGAAAGUAUUGUGCACUCGCUAAACGUCUGGCGCAAGUCCGCUCAACAAAAAGCCAGACAAGCAGCAGCAGCGGAAGACUCUCACAGCAGUGAUCACGACCACGACCAUGAUGAAACCGUCACGGGCAGGCACAAGGUCUUGAAAAGAAGUGGCUACUCGUCUAUUGGGAGGGAGGAGGAUGCAUUUGUGGAGGAACAUCCGUGUUGACAACACAUGUGUUUACGAAAAGGUAAUGGCUGGUGUUAUAGACUUUGAACGGAUCGUGCGUUGCGACUCCGGAGUCACGCCGCUAACUUUGUUUGUGUAACGUUCAACAGGCUGACUUUGAAAAGCUGUAACUCGUUCCAAGUAAGAAUGUGAGCUUUUCUCGCUCGGAAGCUAAUCAAACAGAUGGUUUCCGGUUCA
Messenger RNA from Selaginella moellendorffii, 1910 nucleotides. Its product is annotated as MLO-like protein 11. Gene Ontology annotation, biological process: defense response. NCBI's taxonomy places the organism in Eukaryota, Viridiplantae, Streptophyta, Lycopodiopsida, Selaginellales, Selaginellaceae. The transcript has 14 exons. Gene Ontology annotation, cellular component: membrane. The record is from RefSeq and is a predicted model, not a curated record.